This is a messenger RNA of Girardinichthys multiradiatus, 3023 nucleotides long. RefSeq lists its product as uncharacterized. The transcript is spliced from 2 exons. Lineage: Eukaryota; Metazoa; Chordata; Actinopteri; Cyprinodontiformes; Goodeidae. The coding region runs from base 45 to 1280 and encodes 411 amino acids. Gene Ontology annotation, biological process: protein homooligomerization. The record is from RefSeq and is a predicted model, not a curated record. Gene Ontology annotation, cellular component: membrane.
GAAACAGUGGUGUUUGCCGCCGUCCUGAAAACACAAGUGUAAAUAUGAAGCUGUCUGUUGCUACUGUCCUGUGCCUCUCCCUUCUCCUAGUUCACAUUCAUCUCUCACUGGCAGGCAAAAGCAAACUGUCACUAAAUCCCUUUAAGAAAACUGUUAAAACAAAAACUAAUCUGGAUGCCAAGACGAAUAAGGCCAAACAACCCAUCCCAAAUAAAGGAAGUUACCCUAAGCAGCCUGAAGGAGGUUAUGCCGACCCAGGUAGAUACCCUCAGCACCCAGGGAGAGGCUAUCCUCAGUAUCCAAACCAACCAGUACAUCAUCCUUAUGAUAGAGGUUACCCCCACUACCCAGGCUACACAAAUGGAGGAGGUUACAGUGUUUAUCAAAAUUAUCCAGGUAAUUACAUCAACCACAACCCAAACAACAAAAUCCUGAGCCCUCACUAUGGUGGCAGCUUUGGAUACGGCGGCUAUGGAGGUGGGGGUGGAUCUCCCUUCUCUCACUCAGUUCAGCACAUGGGAUUUGCUCCGUCUGAUAAAUCCAAAGGGUUCGGGCGCAGCGCAGUCAUUGCAGCGGCUGGAGGGGCUAUGGCAGGAAUGGCUCUGGGCUAUGGGAUAGGAAGGUUCCCUCGUCCCCAAUUUGACUUCCACAGCCCCCAGGAGGAAUACUACUACAACUACUACAUGUACAGGAGAUACGGUAUAAAAUCCACUGACAGGAAUGACUACAGCAGGGACUACCAGUUCAGUCAACCACCUGAGACCUUUGACAGCUACAUGACCUCCUGCAUCAAGAGAACGGACCUUCUGCCAGGAGAGAACCGAAGGUCAGAAACCAAACCACUCACCACCACAACUAAAACCACAACAACUACCUUUGCAACUACCACAACUACUAGCCCUAAAAGCAACAUGAUAAGUAACACCAAAGCAGCAGGAAACUUCUCACUCACCUCAAAUUCAACCAACAACCCUCUCAAUAAAUCUGAGGUCUAUUCUACAACUCUGAAGGUUUCACGGAUUCUCCACAACAACGAGGCAAAUGAUGACACAGUCAGCAUUGUGGAAAUUGGCUACCCAGCGCUAAUCAAACAGAUGAUGGUUAAAAGAUGUACUGAGCUUUACAUCGUUUACUCUGAAAAGCACUUGAAGAAAAAAUUGCAGCAUUCACCUGGCAGUGGGGCACAAAGGCUACAGAUAGGAUGGUAUUGGCUCCUUUCUGUUCUCAUAAGCACAACUAUGAUGGUAAUUGACUGCAACAUGUUGAUGCUGCACAAUUAAUACCCCCACACUUGAUCUUCAUUGUCUAGCCUCUGCUGCAAUGUCUUUUAUUUUCCAAGGCUUUCUGAACACCAUCCUCCUAAGGAACUGUGACCCCACAAAGAAUGCCCCGUGCUGGGUGUUAUGGUUGAAUUGGGUUGUCUGGGUGUUGAGGCAUUAAUGGUACUUUACUUGCUUUCCAGGGUUGAUGCAGGCAUUUGAGCAAUUGAUUGUGUCUCCAGGUAAAUUGUCUUUGAGAAAGGCUUUCCUUGCACCCAGUGAGGAUGUGAAGGAAUGGAGCAGUCACAGCACUAAUACAGGCACAGCAGGUCUUAAAGACACAUUCUCUCAUCCCGAUGUUUUUUUCUUGUGGCAAGGCAUUGCUUAUUUUAACACAAUAUAUGCAAAAGGGUUGGACAGCGGUCCAUGCUUUUCACUCCCUAAAAACAUUCAUCUGUGAAACUAAAAUACUGUUGAAAACCAUAAGUUGCAUUAAAAAUUUGAUAGACUAAAGCUGUCCAAUAUAUUGACAGGGCACAUCAGUGGUCAUAUAAAGGCUCUGGUUAUAUUCUGAUUUAAAGGUCUGAACAUGGCAUACGUGCAUGACUUACCACCUGGUUUCAUGGUUCAAGCAGAACAUGAUUGUUUUUGCUCUUGACAGUGAUCAGUAAUUAAGUUAUUGCUUAAGGAACUUUAAUCAUGACGGCUAAUAAUCACCCGUGUUGAAGCAAAGUCCUCAGCAACACCAGACUUAAAAACAUGGAAAAUAUCAUAAACGACCCUAAAAAGCUAAUGGCUGUUUUUCUAACUCAAUGCAGCUAACGGUGGUGCAUGGCUAACGCUUUCUUGUACAUAUUCCUAAUCAACAAGAUGAGAUUUGUUUUAGCUAUGUAAAUUUACAACAUAUUAACUAGAGAUUUCUUUAAGCUGUUAUUGUCAUCCUCUACGACAGAGCCACCUCUAACAAAAUAGCAAAAGAUUUGUUUUAGCUGUUCUUUUUAUUUGCUUCUUCCUCUACAACAGAGACGCAGCUAACAACAUUAUUGUUAGCAGAAAAAGAUUACAACAUUAUUUGAUUGGGUUGUGUAAAUAUGCUGUUUAAUAAUUAAGCUGGUUAAACUCUUCAGCCACCACAAGGAGGGCUGCAGCCCUGGGAGACCCUCACUUCCCACACUUAUGAUGUCGAAUAUGCCAAAUUAACUCUAGGUGACCGACAGAGUGUAACAGAUCCUGAAAGAAAGCUUCUAGACUUGGACUCUUGUUUUAUUUAUCCAUGAAAUCUGACGACGUGCCAUCAGGGUUAGUUUGCAUUCUGGUGCUGCACGCACUGUAUUCUGCUGACGAUUUAUGUAAAUAGACAGAACUGUGAUUAGAGAUUCAAAUCAUAUCAACAGAAACAUUGCAACAGUUGGAGACUAAUUCAAGGGAAGAUCACAGAGUAAAUAUUAAUCUAUGUAAAUUUACAAUCUCCUGUAUGUUUGGGGUGUUUUCUGGAUAUCUUUAAUCCUUUUUUGCAUUCUCUAAUGUAUGUUUUGUCUGCAGAAAAGAUACUAAAGUGGAGAUGUUAAAUUGUGUUUCACAAGUUUUGAAUUAUUUUUACAUCAUCGGAUGAGUCUAUGUGUUGAAACAUUCUGUGUCUGUGUUAACAUCUUUAACUAUUUUCAAAAUAUGUUUUUCUGUAAUGAUGUAUAAUCUGCACAAAACAAUCUCUAAAAACAUGCAUUAUUAUUUUUAAACUUAAAUAAAACUAGUAAUGUCAACAAA